Messenger RNA from Frieseomelitta varia, 537 nucleotides. RefSeq lists its product as uncharacterized. The transcript is spliced from 4 exons. The record is from RefSeq and is a predicted model, not a curated record. Bases 1 to 471 code for a protein of 156 amino acids. NCBI's taxonomy places the organism in Eukaryota, Metazoa, Arthropoda, Insecta, Hymenoptera, Apidae.
AUGAGUUCGCAGGUAGCAAGCUAUGAGUUCAAGAAUGGAAGUCCAAUCAAGAGUUCAAUCGAGGGUCCAUACGCCACGUUACAACUGGUUGAGCAGAGUAACAAACUGAAACGCAUUGGUUCGUCGAGAUGUAGAAGCAGAAACAUCCGGAUCUUCGCCGAGAGGACGUUCGUUCACGAUCGCGGGGCAACCCUUUGCAAGUUCACGCAAGAGGUUCGUGUUGUCGCAGAGAGGCCGCUACGCCGCCCACGUCGUCGCCGAUUACCGGGAGGUAUACGUGAAAGAUCGGUUCGAGGAAAUGGAGAAUUGCGUGAAAUCGAAAUAAUUACAGGCGGCACGGAUCGCAAAUCCUGCAAUACGGUAGUCAGUAGGCGGUAUGGCCUACCAACAGGCGCAUACAGGUAUACGCAAGCUCUUUGUCGGACGGAGGUGGAGUACGGGUUAUAUUGGCGCCACCUCCUGCACGGUUAAGCGAGCGACUAGGGCAGACUUACGCCUUACACCUCUCUCUCUCCAACCCCACUCUCUGUCUCUCGC